AUGCCGGUUCCCACAGUUCGUCUCGCUUCUGGCGUCGAACUCCCUCGCCUUGCCUUUGGCACUGGUACAGCCCUGUUCAAGUCGAGUGCAGCCAAACAGGUCGAAGUCGCCCUGAAUGCUGGCUUCAGGUUCAUCGACUCCGCCGAAGUGUACGCUAACGAAGACUCUGCUGGCGAAGGCAUUGAGUCGUUCCUCAAGUCGUCGGGUCUCAAGCGCGACGACGUGUACGUGCUGACCAAGGUGGGCUACGAGGGUAUGAAGGAUCUGCAGUCUGCAGUCAAGGUCGAGUUGCAGAAGCUCAGGGUGAAGCAGUUGGACGCGUACCUGUUGCACUUCCCGCCUCGGGGUAAGAAUGGACUCCCGAGCAAUGUUGAUGCUUGGAAGGAGUUGGAGAAGAUCAAGAAGGCCGGCUUGACCAAGAGCAUCGGCGUGAGCAACUGGCUGGCUAGCGAUUUGCAGCAGCUUCUCGAUGCCGGUCUGAGCGUACCGGAUAUUAACCAGAUCGAAUUCCAACCGUACAUCUACUCGCACGCAGAGUAUGUCAAGCUUCUUGCACUGCAGAAGAAGCACGGCAUUGUCACUAUGACCUACGCUGCUCUCGCCCCCUUCUACAAAAAUGCCAUUCCCGAGGAUGGUCCGCUGCACAAGGCUCUCACUUCGGUCGCCUCUGCCAACGCCAAACGAACCACCGCCAGCGUGUUGCUGCGAUGGGCCUUCCAGCGAUCCGAGGGUAUCAUCACCACGACUACCAGCAAGGAGUCGCGUGCCAAAGAGUAUCUCGACCAGCUCGACACUGCCAAUGACGCCGAGCUCGGACUGAGCGAGCAGGAGCUCAAGCAGAUCGACGAGGCUGGUAAGGAACAUGGUCCUGAAAAGUUCUACCUCGCUAACCUGCUCCAGGCUUAG
Messenger RNA from Sporisorium graminicola, 906 nucleotides. RefSeq lists its product as uncharacterized. Gene Ontology annotation, cellular component: cytosol. NCBI's taxonomy places the organism in Eukaryota, Fungi, Basidiomycota, Ustilaginomycetes, Ustilaginales, Ustilaginaceae. The coding region runs from base 1 to 906 and encodes 301 amino acids. The record is from RefSeq and is a predicted model, not a curated record. The transcript is spliced from 2 exons. Gene Ontology annotation, molecular function: oxidoreductase activity, acting on NAD(P)H as acceptor; aldose reductase (NADPH) activity.